CUUUCCCCCUACUUUUUCUACUUUCCCAACACAUUUUUUUCUCCAUCCCAAGCUUUGGAAUUUCCCUAAUACCAUUCCCAUUGUCUUCUCCUUCUGUUUCUUUCUUCUUCAAAAUUCUUUCUUCUAUUCUACUUUUCUUUGCCAGCUUCAGUUUCUUGAACAGCUGGUCUGCCUCGGAUUUGGUUGGUUUUGAAAUCUUGAAAGGGCAUGUAGAGAAUACAGAAAGAUUGCAUUUUUAGUCUUUAUCUUAUUACCCAUUUCAGUUUCUUGUCUUUUUUUUUUCUACUGUUGUAUUUUGGGUCUGUAAAUAACGAGUAGUGAUAGUUGUUGAGGGAUUUCACUUUUCCUUGUCAGCUUCAAUUUCUGCAUACUAUUUCUGUGUUAGGUUAAUUUUUGAAAUCUUAAAGGGGUCAUUUGACUGAUUCAGCAAGAUGGGGUUUUAGUUCUUACCCAUCUCAGUUCUCUCUGUUUCACAACUGUAUGAUAGUUGUUGAGGGAUUUCACUUCAGCGUUCUGCAUCGGAUUUCUAGGUUUUGUGUACUUUUGGAAUCUUCAAAGGGGGCGUGUAGCUGAUUCAUCACGAUUGGAUAUUAUCCAUCUAAUUGUUGAGGGUGCUCUGAUUUUUUCUCUCAAAAUGUCGCCGGAACUGGCGACGGUGGUUGAUGAUGGAGUAGAUUAUUGCUUUGCUAUGGAGUACGAUGGUCCACCUAUAACCCACCAUCUUCCACGGGCAGUACCCAUCAAUGUUGAUAGGAUUCCGGUAGCCACUGUAGUUUCACAGGUGCCAUUAUCCCAUAAGUUAACUUUACCAGUUGUUCAACCUAUAUCAGCUACAGAUAUAACCAAGAGAUUUUCUAAAGAUUUGAAGCGUAGUUCGGAAUCAACCGUGUCUCCCACAUCUGUUAUAGCUUUUCAGAGGGUGGAUGAAGACGAUUCUGCUAGCAAAGAACUAGCUUUAGGCUCAGAGACUACAUUGUCCCCCAGCUCUGUUACUGCACUUGAGGAGAGAGUUCAUAGUAAUAGGGCGUCUGGUCUUUCAGGUCAGUCCAGUAGUUCUAGCCCAUUGGAGAGGUGUAAUGGUGAUGAGAGUGUAGGUGAAUUUUCUGGCUUAAUCAAUGAAUCCACUGACUUGGCAUCUACCUCCAUUAGUCGUGAUCAUUCACAUGAAUUGCUGGGAAGGGUGGGGAGUUCUGGCACUUUCAGAUUUUCGAGUAGUUUUGAGAAAUCCAGAGACUUGUCAAGGAGUACACACAAUAUGAGGGCUUCGACUGGUCGUAAAGACAGAAGCUUGGAGUUCAAUGAUUUAAGCCAACCAGAUUGGGCUUCAAAUGAGUCAAUUUUGAGUCUUGAUUAUCCCUCUUCUCGUGUUUCUUCACAUAAAUAUGGGGAUAGCUUUAAUGAAACUAGUUGUGAUGUUAAACGAGCACCUGUUGUGACAUUCUGUGAUAUUGAGUCAGAGGAUGAAGAUAUUAAUGAAGAUGUUAGUGGUGCUGAGCCCGAGGUCAUUCGACCAAAGAAAGAACCUGCAGUUAAGGUGAAGAAAGGGGUGUGUUAUCGUUGUUGUAAAGGAAAUAGGUUUACUGAAAAGGAGGUAUGUAUUGUUUGUGAUGCCAAAUAUUGCAGUAAUUGUGUGCUUAGAGCAAUGGGGUCUAUGCCAGAGGGAAGAAAGUGUGUCAGCUGCAUCAGUUAUCAAAUUGAUGAAUCAAAGCGAGGCAACUUGGGGAAAUGCUCUAGGAUGCUCAAGCGGCUGCUUAAUGAUUUGGAGAUUAGGCAGAUCAUGAAAGCAGAGAAAUUGUGUGAAGUAAAUCAGUUGCCAUCUGAAUAUGUAUGUGUGAAUGGAAGACCUCUUUCUCCUGAAGAGCUUGUUAUAUUGCAGAGCUGCAUAAAUCCACCAAAGAAGCUGAAACCUGGGAAUUAUUGGUAUGACAAAGUUUCUGGUCUCUGGGGAAAGGAAGGACAAAAACCUUCACAAAUUAUCACUCCUCAUUUAAAUGCUGGAGGUCCCAUCAAGCCAAAUGCUAGCAAUGGAAACACUCAGGUCUACAUAAAUGGUCGUGAGAUCACCAAAUCCGAGCUACGCAUGUUACAGUUAGCAGGAGUACAAUGUGCCGGCAACCCACAUUUUUGGGUGAAUGAGGAUGGUUCAUAUCAGGAAGAGGGGCAAAAAAAUACCAAAGGAUAUAUAUGGGGCAAGGCUGGAAUGAAGCUGGUUUGUGCUGUACUCUCUCUUCCAGUUCCUUCGAAAUCAUCUAAUACUUGUGGAGAGCAAGUUAAUAGUGUGCUUAGUCAAGUGGUACCUGAUUAUCUAGAACAGAGGGCACUUAACAAAUUACUUUUGAUUGGAUAUAGUGGAUCUGGUACUAGCACCAUCUAUAAGCAGGCAAAAAUUCUUUACAAGGAUGUUCCUUUCUCGGAGGAUGAGAGAGAACACAUCAAACUGUUGAUCCAAAGUAAUGUGUAUGGAUACAUUGGAGUGCUGCUUGAGGGCCGUGAGCGCUUUGAGGAAGAGAGUUUGCAUGAAUUGCGAGAGGGUUCUUCGUCUUGUGACUCUGGAAUGACAGGUGAUAACACUGGGAUUGAAAAGAAAACAGUAUAUUCCAUACCUCGUAGACUGAAAGCAUUCUCAGAUUGGCUUCUCAAAAUAAUGGCCACGGGUAAUCUAGAAGCCGUUUUCCCAGCUGCAACACGGGAGUAUGCUCCUUUAAUUGAGGAGUUGUGGAAUGAUGCAGCCAUCCAGGCAACUUAUAAGCGAAGAAGUGAACUGGAAAUGCUUCAUGACAUGUCUUGUUAUUUCCUAGAGCGGGCAGUUGAUAUUUUAAAAACAGACUAUGAACCUUCAGACGUGGAUAUCUUAUAUGCUGAGGGUGUUACUUCUUCCAAUGGACUUUCGUGUGUGGACUUUUCAUUCCCAGAUUCAGAAGAUUAUGAUAAUCUUGACAGCAGUGAUCACCCUAAUUCCGUGCUCAGAUUUCAGCUGAUAAGAGUACAGGCAAGGGGGUUCAUUGAAAAUUGCAAGUGGAUUGAGAUGUUUGAAGAUGUUCGUGUGGUUAUUUUCUGUGUUGCCUUGAGUGAUUAUGAUGAAUAUGUUGUUGAUGAAACUGGGGAGAAAGUGAACAAGAUGCUAUUAACCAAGAAACUUUUCGAGAGCAUCGCGACUCAUCCAACCUUUGAUCAGAUGGACUUUCUUGUCUUACUAAAUAAGUUUGAUUCGUUUGAGGAGAAGUUAGAACGUGUUCCUUUGACUAAAUGUGAAUGGUUUGACGAUUUUCAUCCGCUCGUAAGUCGUCAUCGCUCCAAUAGCAACUCCAGCAGCAUCAACCAUAGCCCCUCUGUGGGCCAGUUGGCAUUUCAUCAUGUUGCAGUAAAAUUCAAGAGGCUCUUUUCUUCUCUCACUAACAAGAAGCUGUAUGUUUCACUAGUGAAAGGUUUAGAGCCAAAAACGGUGGAUGAAUCGCUCAAGUAUGCAAGGGAGAUAAUCAAGUGGGACGAAGAGCGGUUAAACUUCAGCUUGAGUGAGUACUCAUUUUAUAGCACUGAUGCAAGUUCUUUCUCACCUUGAACACAUGAGAGCUUCAAAAGUAUUCUUUUUUGAAAGAAAAGUUAUGUCCAUAAGAUGUGUUACUUGUAGAUAUUGAUAUGUUGGUAAAAGAAGAGAACAAAGCAGAGUUGACGACCAGAUGACUGAGGCGUUUGCCAAUGGAUGAGUAAAAUCACUUAUUUUAACAGAAUAGGCUUGUAAAUGGCUAAUCUGGUAGGUUCUUUUGUGCAAUUAAAGAACAAGAAAUAUAUAACUUUUUCUUGGCAAUUUUUUGUAAUAUACUGUAGUAUGUAGCCCUCGGUGAUGGUGAUGAAAUUGUAGAAUAUAGUAUUUAAUCAAAUUAGAGUGGAAAAUGCUUGCUAAUUAAA
Solanum stenotomum is the source of this 3906-nucleotide messenger RNA. RefSeq names its product extra-large guanine nucleotide-binding protein 1. Gene Ontology annotation, biological process: adenylate cyclase-modulating G protein-coupled receptor signaling pathway. The transcript has 8 exons. The record is from RefSeq and is a predicted model, not a curated record. The coding region runs from base 635 to 3559 and encodes 974 amino acids. Lineage: Eukaryota; Viridiplantae; Streptophyta; Magnoliopsida; Solanales; Solanaceae. Gene Ontology annotation, molecular function: G-protein beta/gamma-subunit complex binding; G protein-coupled receptor binding; GTPase activity. Gene Ontology annotation, cellular component: heterotrimeric G-protein complex.